This is a messenger RNA of Physeter macrocephalus (sperm whale), 3596 nucleotides long. It is a transcript of the gene SGPP2, whose product is annotated as sphingosine-1-phosphate phosphatase 2. Bases 77 to 1333 code for a protein of 418 amino acids. Lineage: Eukaryota; Metazoa; Chordata; Mammalia; Artiodactyla; Physeteridae. Gene Ontology annotation, cellular component: endoplasmic reticulum membrane. Gene Ontology annotation, biological process: sphingosine metabolic process. Gene Ontology annotation, molecular function: sphingosine-1-phosphate phosphatase activity. The transcript has 6 exons. The record is from RefSeq and is a predicted model, not a curated record.
CCGGCGAGGGCGAAGGCAGGAGGGACAGUGCGAGCGGGGGGCACCGGGUGGCGGCGGCGGCGGCCCCGGGAUCACCAUGGCCGAGCUGCUCUGGAGCCUGCAGGAUUCCCAGCUCGUCGCCCGCUUCCAGCGCCGCUGCGGGCUCUUCCCCGCGCCGGAUGAAGGCCCCGGCGAGCACUGUGCUGGCCCCGCGGAGGGCGCGGCGCGGGCGCCCGGGCUCGGGCAUCUCCCCGCAGCCAAAGGCAGGGGCGCCGGGGAGCCGGCCAAUGGGCUGCGGAGAGUCGCGGUCCCGCAGGCUUAUGUACAGAAGUACAUUGUGAAGAAUUAUUUCUACUAUUACCUAUUCAGAUUUUCAGCCGCUUUGGGACAAGAAGUGUUCUACAUCACAUUCCUUCCAUUCACUCACUGGAAUAUUGAUCCUUAUUUGUCCAGAAGACUGACCAUCAUAUGGGUUACUGAAGACACCAGUUCCCUCAAUGGGCAUCAUUUUGGAUGUGACAUCUAUCCAGAGUUGGUGAUGUAUAUUGGCCAGGUGGCCAAGGAUGUCUUGAAGUGGCCCCGCCCCUUCUCCCCUCCUGUUGUGAAACUGGAGAAGAGAGUGAUUGCUGAAUACGGGAUGCCGUCCACCCACGCCAUGGCAGCCACCGCCAUCUCCUUCACCCUCCUCAUCUCUACCAUGGACAGAUACCAGUAUCCCUUUGUUUUGGGACUGAUGAUGGCUGUGGUGUUUUCCACGUUGGUGGGUCUCAGCAGACUUUACACUGGGAUGCACACAGUCCUGGAUGUGCUGGGUGGCAUCCUGAUCACCGCCAUCCUCAUUGUCCUUACCUACCCCGCCUGGACCCUUAUCGAUCGCCUGGACUCGGCCAGCCCCCUCUUCCCUGUGUGUGUCCUGGUGGUGCCAUUCUUCUUGUGUUACAAUUACCCCGUGUCUGAUUACUACAGCCCGACCAGAGCGGACACCACCACCAUUAUGGCUGCCGGGGCUGGGGUGACCGUAGGAUUCUGGAUCAACCAUUCUUUCCAGCUCGUGUCCAAGCCCGCGGAAUCUCCCCCUGUUACUCAGAACAUCCCACCUCUCACCAGGGACCUGUUAGCUUUGGGUCUGACCAAAUUUACUGUGGGAAUCGUGCUGGUCCUCCUGGUUCGUCAGCUUGUACAAAAUCUCUCGCUGCAAGUGUUGUACUCCUGGUUCAAGGUGGUCACCAGAAACAAGGAGGCCAGGCGGAGACUGGAGAUCGAAGUGCCUUACAAGUUUGUCACCUACACGUCAGUUGGCAUCUGUGCUACCACCUUCGUGCCAAUGCUACACAGGUUUCUGGGAUUACCGUGAGCCUCAAGUGGUCGGAAAUUAGCUCACUGGACACGAGAGCAAGACAUCAAAAAGUUGUUGAGUGGGGAAGUUUUGACAACACAUUUUUCUUAAAAAAAAAAAAAAAAAGUUCCCUAAGUCACAUGUCUGUUUUGCUGAUACCUGAGAUAAAUGUUGCUGCUUUAUGGAAGGAAAAAUGGUCUCACGGUGACUACUAGCCUGUAAGCGUCAUGUUGCAGAUGAAGCCAGGCAAACCCACAGCUGAGUUCUUUAAGGUGCCCCACCCUGUCCAUUACUUGGACUUUGGACCAGUCCUGGGCUGGCAGGAGUUGUGGCCUGGCUUAGGAACGGCCACAAGCCCCCCUGGGUUCUGGAGAGCCUAAAGAGACGGGCAUGAUCCAGGAGGCUGGACGGCGGGCGUUCCUUUUCAGCUGUGACCUUGCCCAGCACCGAGUCUCAUUUCCAACACUGGAAUGUGGGUCCAAGAGAAAGGGUGGCACCACGUAAAACCGCAUUCCUUGGACAGGGCGACUUUCUUGUCAUGACGAUCACAUUAGACAGUGCCUGCUUGCGGGGAGAGAGCACUGUGUGAACCUCGCUGGGGAGCACGAAAGGCGGGGGCAAAGCUGGCGAGGUCACGGGCAUGAGCCUGCUUUCCUUAUGCAUCCUGGUCUCUGUCGGGUGCAUAUUGAACAGGGAUCCGCUCCUCCUCGUGUGUACGCUUCGCAGGAGUCCAGGCACCAUUUCUAUCCUCUUCUGACCCAUGAACGCAACUGGCUGCUCCCUUCUCACCUCGUCUGGGCUCCUCUGAGUGUCCUGCUCUCUCCUGCAUCACAGUGACUUGGGACAGGCCCUCUGUUCUUCUUCAGCUUUUCUGCUUCCUUACAAACUGGGAAGACAGUGUCGUCUGUCUGUGAAAGUGGAUCAAUAGAAGAACAGAUGAACAUAAUCCUUCCCGGGGCCUGACAGAGGGAAUAGGCCUCCCUCCCUGACACUGUUCCUCCCCUUCUGAGUUACUUUUCCUAAAUCUAUUUUCUCAUCUGCUGAAUAGAAUCAGCGGCUCCCUUUCCAUCUUCCCACCUCUUACCUCUAGGCAAUUUUAAGGGUAAUUAAUGCAAGAACAACAUCGGCUUCUCUUAGGAAAACAAGCCAACAAAAUACAACGCCCUUUAAAUCUCGGGAGAGUCCUUAGACUUAGGAAGGUGGUCAUUAUGCAGACAACCCCCUGCAGUGGUUCCUCUUCAGUUCUUAAGAAUGAGGAGGAACAGGUAUCAACAAUGUUCUUAUAAGUGAGUACCAACAUGUAAUUAACAAAGUGUCUUUUGCUGUCGUGCCUGAGCUGCUGGAGCCAAUGAUUUAUAACCCUCGUGCAUCCUCAACCAUGCACACACUUUGGGGGACAGUUGGCCUGCCUGGAGAGUUAGGCUCUCACCUCUGCACCCAGUGUGAAAACCGAACACCCGUUUCUCCUGGUUUUGAAUACGCACCCUGGCCUUUUGGUUGUGAUGAUCUUUAGUAUUUGACUUAAUGCUCCAGUUUAUUGAGAAGAAUAAUUGUAAGACAUCCUGUUCUUCCUUCAAAUUCUUCUGACAUUUUUCUUAGUUAGAAGGCAGGGGUCAAAAUGACCUGCCGUUUGCCUGUUUUUAGAUCAUACUCUGACCAGUAUUUGUGGCACCGGGAUGGGGAGAUGCCCCAGCUCACGGGCACCCCUGCCCUAGGCCGCCCCACAGUGCAGUGCAUGGGGCGCUUCCCUGUACCUCUGUCCCCACAGGCUGCCAAACCCGAGGUCACAGUGCUAGCUAAUAUUUACGCAAAAUGAUUUUAGUUGCUAGCAAAAGGAUCAGCCUUUUCCACUUGUAUCUUUUGAGAAGAAGGGCCAUAAUUAUUGUCACAGCAGUGGGUGUGGGUGAUUCAUUUGUGUGUGUGUAAAUUUUACUGCUGUCCUUUCGUUUUAAGUCCCAACAAUAGGAUUGCGAUCAGCUGUAUUAUAUAUUUAAGGCUAUAUUUACACAAUUUGGAUUGAGGAUGAAUAUGUUAGCCACAGCUCAUUAAAGAAAGACCCAUGGAUUUGUCAUGGUUGGUCCCUUUUCAAAGUCUCUUGAUGUAGCAUCUGAAGAAUAAAAUGUGCAUAUUGGUGAGGCUAAGCUUAGUUUUUGAGCACUACAGCGCUGUGGCUUAGAAACUGGUUGGAAAAGUCCUUACCUGAUUCAAACUGCAGCCUGGCCAACCCUCCUCAUUCACUUCGCACAGCGCUUCACUGUUAGACCCUCACACCCACCCUCCC